Messenger RNA from Punica granatum (pomegranate), 1466 nucleotides. Lineage: Eukaryota; Viridiplantae; Streptophyta; Magnoliopsida; Myrtales; Lythraceae. The record is from RefSeq and is a predicted model, not a curated record.
AUUCGACUUAUACGGAUGCGUCACAUAAAGAAGCGAAGCCAAGCCGCCUUAUCAAUUAUCAUUGAUGGCAGUUUGACUUUUUUGACGUUGACCGACGGCACUGUCUUAGCUCACCGUUUCUUCAUCAUCAGAUCCCAUCAGAUGACGAUAACGAUUCAGUGUCCCCAAGAAUCGUCACAAAAGAUUCAAUCAAAUCGGACACUUCUCUCUUCCCCCACGCCUUCAUCUCCGUCGUCUUCCUUCAGCAACGGAUCGAUCCAUCCACGGCAGAUAUCAGCUGAAGCAGAGGCCGCCAUGGAAGACAGCUCCCGGGUUGAUCCUCAGCUCCUUCUCUCCCACAAAUUCCCCGAGGGGACAUACACUUACACGGAGAGAGACGUCGCUCUGUACGCCUUGGGGGUCGGAGCUUGCGCUCACGAUGCUGUGGACGCGGACGAGCUCAAGUAUGUCCACCACGAGAGUGGGCUGCGUUUCAUUCAGGUCUUGCCGACCUUUGCUGCUCUGUUUUCUCUCGGGGCGGUUCCGCUUGAUAAGGAUAUCCCCGGGCUGCGAUUUGAUCCUCGACUUCUGCUGCACGGACAACAGUACAUAGAAUUAUACAGGCCUCUGCCUUCACGUGCCACUCUAAAGAAUAAAGCUAGUGUCGUGGGAUUGCAUGAUAAAGGCAAGGCAGCUGUUUUGGAGACGGAAGUUAGAUGCUUUGAUGAAGGUUCUGGUGAACUGUUAUGCAUGAAUAGGAUUACUACAUAUCUGCGUGGAGCUGGUGGGUUCUCAGAGUCGUCUAAACCAUAUUCCUACUCAAAUUAUCCACCCAACCAAGUCUCAGCUAUUAGAAUACCCAAGGAGCAACCUUUUUCAGUUUUCGAGGAUCAGACUCAACCAUCACAGGCUUUGCUGUAUAGACUGUCUGGAGACUACAAUCCUCUGCAUUCGGAUCCAACUUUCGCUAAAGUUGCAGGAUUCUCCCGACCAAUAUUGCAUGGGCUGUGCACGCUGGGAUUCGCAGUAAGAGCAAUCAUCAAGCGCAUAUGCAGAGGGGACUCCAGCAUGGUCAAGAACAUAUUGGGCCGGUUCCUCUUGCAUGUUUAUCCGGGAGAAACUUUAAUGACUGAAAUGUGGAUCGAAGGCUCAAGAGUGAUAUACCAGACGAAGGUGAAAGAACGUAACCGGGCUGUGCUCUCAGGGUACAUGGAUCUCCAUCGCUUAGCCUCAUCACUUUAAAAUAGGAGUUGGGUCAUAUCAUGUACACCGGCCAGUCCUUAAUUGAAUACUAAAGGAUAUAUAAGCUUCGCGUGUUCCAAAUUGUCUUAUUAUUAUUAUUAUUAUUAUUACAAAUGUUCUGAAUUAUCUCUUUUUUCUGAACAGUGCAUAAUUAGUGCUUCUGGUGAGUGUAAUGGAAUAAGAACGUUGGAAGGACUGUAUUCAUCAGUUACAUGAGAAUUAUUGCAUAAGUUGCUGCACAUGUA